AUGCUUCUGAAUCCGUUCCGACCGGGCAGCUACGUACCAGCAGUUAUCAAAACAGGACAUGGCCUCCAGGUUGUGGCGCCGGAUACUCCAUACGUGGCAGCGGCCGGCCCAGACAAGUUAUACUUCAUCGACACCCGCUUCGAUUCUAAGACUGCAAAGCACGUGAAGGAACAAAUCGAAAAGGCAACUAUACCAAAUCCGGAGGAGUACAUCGCUAUAGACGAGAUUUCAGCUACAGCGGAAUUGAAAAACUCUGUGACCGGCGAGACGAGAUUCGUGUUCGACCCCACCUAUGCCAGGGUGCUGUUUGCAAAGGGAAUAAACAGGCACAACCCGGAGCUCAAACUGCCCGAGCAUGAGCCCGCCGGUGAUUGGCUAGUGACCUAUAAUUUGGAAAAAGCACUCACAAAACCAAGGGAAGAAGGAGAGACGGAUGCCAGCUACUAUGAAAGCAUGGACAAGUUGCACUGGGCAUGA
This is a messenger RNA of Penicillium hordei, 477 nucleotides long. RefSeq lists its product as uncharacterized. The transcript is spliced from 2 exons. The coding region runs from base 1 to 477 and encodes 158 amino acids. The record is from RefSeq and is a predicted model, not a curated record. Lineage: Eukaryota; Fungi; Ascomycota; Eurotiomycetes; Eurotiales; Aspergillaceae.